UUGUUCGUCACGCAGUCGGGGCCAUGCGUGUUUGUUCGCAAUUCGGACUUUCGAACCAACAUCAGGUCUUCACGCCGAGUGCCGUAUGUGGGGUUUAUCUGACUUGAGUCUUCUGCUACUGCCGCUGCUAUACGGCAUCCUACAUAUAUCUUGCUUCCCGCAAAACCGAAUAACCAAAGACAUGAUUCUGGAAAUGAGCCAGCACAUAGACGCGCGCUUAUCCAAACUAUCGCCGAUUCGGUCCCAAAAAAUCAUCCUUGUUAUCCUCCAUAUUUGCUGCCAUGCCUCACAUAUGCAACUGCCAACUCCGCGUUAGGAUGACAGAACGUCCACGAUACCUCUGUAUUUUUACUAUCUGUCAAACUAGGGUCAAGAACUGGAGCGCUUGCACAGCAGAAAGUCUUGUUUUCUGCUCCACUGUGUCACUGUCCGUUCUGUCAUCA
Suillus bovinus is the source of this 443-nucleotide messenger RNA. RefSeq lists its product as uncharacterized. The transcript has a single exon. The record is from RefSeq and is a predicted model, not a curated record. Bases 86 to 316 code for a protein of 76 amino acids. NCBI's taxonomy places the organism in Eukaryota, Fungi, Basidiomycota, Agaricomycetes, Boletales, Suillaceae.